Anopheles moucheti is the source of this 3640-nucleotide messenger RNA. Its product is annotated as protein unzipped-like. The record is from RefSeq and is a predicted model, not a curated record. Lineage: Eukaryota; Metazoa; Arthropoda; Insecta; Diptera; Culicidae. The transcript is spliced from 8 exons. The coding region runs from base 648 to 2204 and encodes 518 amino acids.
CUAGCCUCCAAGCUCUGGUGCGUCGUCGUGCUGUUUGCGAUAAUCCAUUCCGGCGAUCAACUACGCGGAUUUCACGGUGCGUGCUUCAUUCGUGCGUGGAUUUCAAUUCGAAUCAGUCGGGUCGUCGUAGUGCGAACGAAAUUGUGCCGUUAAUAGGUUGCGAAUUGUGUUCUAACAAGCUUGCAGUGAAAAUAUUGUGCUGAGUGUGCUUUGAAAGUAUGUCUCUGGGUAUUGUGUUCUUUAGAAAAUUAUUAACCACCCAGUGAAGUUGGCUCAUUCAGUCUAGCAAGUGUGUGCAGUGUUGGAAGCAAUUCUUCCCCAGACAGGUGCCCUUUAACGAGCCCGGUUUAACAGGCACUUGAAACACCGAAACACGCGUGAGGGUGUCUUACGGCGUAAAGAAACUCGAAAACAAACGCCUGCAUUAUACACCAUCUCGGCAUCAUCGGCUGCCGGCAGUUGUGUUACGCAUCGACGCCCGUACCAAGACACCACACAGGGCACCCGGCCACCGGCUUCCCGGCGUCUAAUGACGCGUCGGUCCCGCGCAACAAGCGGAACGCGAUCAAACUGAAAAUAGAAAAAGGUCCGACAGCUGGCAAGCGUACCAGUUCCUGCUUAAGCGUCAAUUUAAACAGUUUUUCAACAUGGCCAAUACUGUACGGUGGACUGUCAGCCGCCAAACGGCCCUGUGCUUUGUCACUGCACUGCUCUGUGCUGCAGUGCUGCCAAACUACACCGAAGCGUCCACUAGCAGCGUAUUUAAGGCACUGUCGAUAGGGGCCACCACUCAGUCCGUCACGUCCAGCACGCUGUCGUGGGAGAAGUUCAGCGAGGCCGAAACGCAUCUCCAGUAUGCCGUGCGUACGUACGAACCCGAACCGCACUCGCGGGAAGCGGCCGAAACUGCCGAGCAGCUGCACGCUCCCAACUACGUGUGUCGGGUGGAAAUUGAAGGAAUCUUCACGGGCGGCCACACGGUGACAGAAGAAUCGUCCACCAUCUGUAUCGUGGCGGCUCAACUGUCCGAGGUCGAACGGCACCAUGCGUUCGAGGUGCUCAUCAAUAUGGGCGGCGGUGGAAAGCUUAAGUGGCAACCGUGGAGUCGCUACCAUGCCGGUAUCUUCGGCGGUGCCGUCAGCGUUGGCACGGGCAAGUCUGCCGACUAUUACAUUGCCCGCAUUCGACCGGCGCACGGUGAGGGACAGCACCAUCAUCACGGUGGACACGAUUCGUAUGUGGUGGGAAACUUUGACCCAAAUGUGAAGCUUACUGGGCGUAUUAAUGCGCCCCUGCCCGGAUCCAGCAUGAGCACGGAACACGAACAUGGCGACAUCUUGGUGGAGAUCGAACCGGUCAAGUACGAAUUGCGUUCCAUCAAGCUGAACAAGCUACGCACUACUAUUAAGAAGAACACUACCGUGUUAGGUUCGACUAUUCUUUCCAACACGGACGACAAGACGAGUCUUGCGGAAACCGUCAUCACGUACGAUUUCAUGAAGGAAAUCUACUGGGGUAAACAUGAAGGCGUUGUGCAGGGUUUGUUUACGAAAGUGUACGAUUCUCGAUCGCAGCAAGCGUCUAACGUAACUUGGGGCAUCAAAAGCUCGGCGCGUCAUGUCGAGACGAAAUCGGUAAACACGAUGCUGGAGCCGGGAACUGCCAUCAACGUGACACUGUUUGGAAACUAUACAGAGAUGGAAGCACCAUAUUCAGCCACGAUCAAGGCAUACUAUGACGACAACAGUGAUCCCGUUAGCAGGCGGAUAAACACGGUCAUGGUCAGUCGAGAUAUGGAGGACGUAAAGAUGGAGUACAGUCCGGUGUAUUGGAUCGAAAAUGGUACGCUUGUGCCAACGACGACAACCACGACGACCACCACGACCACGACGACUACAACCACCACAACCACCACCACCACGUCGACGACCGAGGCCACCACCAGCUUGCGUCCGGUUCCGAUCAAUAGUACCCCCGUCGAAGGUGGCACCAUGAUCGAUGAGGAUGGCAUGAGCAACGAGAUUGGCCAUGCGCCAUCCACCAGCAGAGAUCUAGACGUUAGUCGGAGCAACGAAAAGCUGGACAACAUGUCGAGCCGCAGUCGCAGUCGAAGCCCGAAUGGAGCUUCCAGCUUAAAGGAAACAACCACCAAUCUGUACAAAAUAUUUGUGGUGGUGGCGGUCGUUUUGUUAUAUCCCAACUAAAAAACAAACCAAGCUUUUCAUUUAGUUGCGCGUCGUGCAGGGAACGUGCGAGUUCUCUAAAUGUGUUGCUUUCUAGUAAUUGGCCGUUAUCCCUCAUUUGCCCUAAGUCUAUUGGUCUAGCUGUAUGUCGAGCUUUGCUACAUUGAAGAAACAGAACCGCAAUUGUGAGGAAACAUUCUAUCGAACGGAUGUUUAAAGUGAACAAACAAAGUCGACCCCAUCCCGCGGCAUGUUUCUAGCGGGAAUUAACUUGUUUUUCUUUUAUCUCCACGAUAAAACGGCAUUGUUUUUAGUCAUUUAAGCUCGUAACAAGGCGUACUUUAGUGUGUAAGUCAACAAAAGUAUGACUAGCAAAAGCGACCGAAGACCAAAUCGGCACAGUUUUCUGAUCCCCUCGUAUAGGUAGUCUUUUCGGCAUCAUCAUCAUCAUCAUCAUCAUCUUCAGAAGGAAAGAUCCGAUCCAUCCCAGCGUGUUGGGUGGUGUUUCAUUAGAAGAAACACACACGUACGGAUAAUGAGACGAUACACUAGGAUCGUGUUUCGUUUUUUUUUUAUUGUAUUAGUAAGGCUAGCGAGAUAAGAACAAGCACUGUGCGUCGCGCAGGGAAGAAACAGCAGAGCUGGAGAGCUGAAGUUGUAUGUAAAAUUUAGUGGUUAAAUAAUUUUAUCCUUUUCUUCUGUAAAUAUCAAACAAUGUCGCAUGUGGUAGUGGCAGUUGCACUCGGUCCCUUGAACCAGGGUUACCUUUCCUCCUUUUGUAAAAGAGCGUUGCCAGUGUAUGUUUUGUUUUGUUUUAUAAACGUAUAGCGUAUAAGCUUUUCUGUCCCAUUUUAUUUAACCGCCGCUUGUGUGAAAGUGAAGCUAGUAAACCCAAUUCUCAAAUCGUAUUACACACUGCAAAAAGUGCGAUAAGUAAAAGCCACACAACAUUCCGUUCAAAACAAUGUAAAUGAAGUAAGGCCAAGCGCAACGAUGAGUGGACGGAAUUGUAAUGGUAGAAGAGUAAAGGGGGAAACACAAACGCAUGUUGUGAAAGGAAAACGAACGAGUGGGAAUGAGCAAAUGUAAUUCUAAAUGUAUACAAGCUUAAAUAUAUGAUAACUGUGUACGCGUAACAACUAUGCCAAUGCAACGGAACAGCAUAGGACAAAAUUGACCAAUGGUUUAACUUCAGUUUCCGUUUUUUUGUUGUAAAUUACUUUUUUUGCAAACUAAAACUACAAACCACUGAUUUCCACUUGCACCGAAGUUGAUGAAUGUGUCGAUUUAAAAAAAAACUUUCUAUUUCCCUCCCCCACUGCAAACGCGCACAUUGGGAUUGAUGGAUUGUACACUUGUUUUAUUUAUUAUAUGAUUAGCCGUUAGAAUACAGUUUAGCUUUGAUUUAUGCUUUAUUUUUAUCUCAAUAAAGUGCAAACUCAUUUCUCUUCACGUUG